GGUCGGCCCUUUUUUUCGAAUUGCCAAAAUAUUCAGUAAGGAAUUUCAAGUCAAUUUUUUUAGCUAUAUUUUUAAUGCUUUUCAACGAAAGCAAAACGAGAAAAUUCAAGUUAUUUUUACACUUUAACCAAACUGUUGCAUAAAAUGGACGGUCAGGAAGAAAAAACGAUUCAUUGCCCCUGCGAAAAGAGCUCCUGCCCAGAAAAGGAUGAUUCAAUGGAUCGUCAGCAGAUGAUGCUAUCGCAUCCAGAACUCUGGAAUCAGCGGAAAACAGAUGCCAGCUUGAGGGUCUUCACCACGGUGAUGUUGCACACGUGGCGUCAACGGCGAAAGGAGGUUCGCGAACUCCAGGAGGUGGUUCAGCGUCUUCAAAGCAGUUCCAUGAAGUCCAAGAACGAACUGCACGUUUAUGGCACUUUGAUGCGAGUGGAGCAAAAAAGGAACCGGGAACUGCAAAUGCAGCUAAAGGAAUCCGAGAUGAGUAUCGACCAGGUGCGAUCCUCCUGCGAAUCACUCGCCUCCUCUGUCCGUAACCUCACAACUGAGAAAAUCCAGUUGCAAUCGGAUCUGGAACAACGCUCACAGAAGUACGCUGAGCUGGAAGAAAUGUCGGGCCGAACCCAGAAGUUGCUGUCCACCGCCCACAUGGAGCAAUCCAACCUGCAAAAACACCUGACGUAUGAGCAGCGAACCAGCAAUCAACUGCAGCAAGAUAUUAAAACGCUCAUCAAGGAAAUUGUCCUGGGACAGAGCAGGGAGGCCAGGUACCACCAGAUGAGGGACUGGUACCACCGCAAACUGGUUCAGAAGGAGGAAAAAAUUCGGAAUCAGAGGGGGUACAUCACCACACUGGAGGAGAGACUGCUAGCCAUCAAAGAGCAAACUGGUGAACUGGAACAACUGCGUGAAAGUGCAGUACGCAUGACGGCCCAAAUCACAGAAUUGCGCCAGGAACUAAGCCAAUCCCGCACCAGUUUCUUUAGAGUCCUCGGGGAGUCCAGUAGCCGCCUAAGUCUCAGACGCCUCCAUAACCAUGUGGUCGCCCCCUUCCAGGGAAACCAAAUGUGGGUCAAGAUUCGCCGAUACUCCUCUAACGUGAUGUGUAUGUUCUGUUUGUACCUGUUGCCCGGAAUGCCAGUGACCCGCCACAGCCAGAAGUAGUUUUUACGAAAGUAAACAAAAUUAAAAUUAACAUUAUAAAUAAAUGCUUGGUACAUUUCUCAUAUGAAUAUUUUAACG
This is a messenger RNA of Drosophila subpulchrella, 1239 nucleotides long. RefSeq lists its product as uncharacterized. NCBI's taxonomy places the organism in Eukaryota, Metazoa, Arthropoda, Insecta, Diptera, Drosophilidae. The transcript is spliced from 4 exons. The record is from RefSeq and is a predicted model, not a curated record. The coding region runs from base 145 to 1161 and encodes 338 amino acids.